GAAAACCUUCACUCGCGUUAAUCCACAAAAGAGGAAAGGAACUUAUUCCACGCGUUAAUUGAGAAAUGUUGCCGUUGUUAUUGUGCCUGUUGUGCAUGGCGAGUGGUGUUCUGUCAGUUUGCCACCCAUACUUUGGACCGCCGGGCGGCGUAGUAUGCAUUGCAGCUCCCCAGUACUAUAAUCAGUAUCAGUGGGCCACCUGUCUAACGGAUAUGUACAUUAAGGUGAAAAGUGGUCACCGACAUCAGUGUAUUAGCCGCAGUCGUACUUACUGCUAUUACCAGUGCAUGCUGGAGAGUUUUGAAAAAUCGUCUGGAACUGUGAACAGUCAGUGUUCUUGCCGACCUGGAGACCGCAAACCACACCAAAACAUCCAAUCAUCAGCUUGCCUCAGCCCGUCUGGUGAGUCAUGCAACUGGUACCGCGAUUGCCUGGAAAAGAAGAAAUCCUGUCAGGACACCACAAAUGGAUACGCCAUUAGGUACUCCGAACGUUUCUGCAAAAUGUAUGAUAGAAAUAAACUCUGGUUUUCGUCAAAAGCACAGCGCUGGAUCCACGCAGUUCGCAAGUGUCUACAAGUUACUCUGGUGCCAUUACUUCGUCCAUGGCGCUCGCCAUCUUGCCUGGAAAUACGUAGAGAAGCACUUCAGUCGCACACCAAGUGCUAUAUCAAUCCCGAUGCCAACAUACCUUCAGUGUGCGAUUUGAGUUGUGUAGAGUUCUAUAAGAUCUUUUAUGCUAUAAAAGCCGGAUACUUUGGGAGACUUGAUACUGCAUGGGAAUCGUUUAAGAGUUUGUGGAACAUCCAAGACAGAUGUGGAUCGAAGUGUACUCGAGACUGGUUUACACCACAAAACAAUACCAUCAUCAGGAUGAUGAAGAUGGGAAUUGAAAAAGUGAAAAGUCGACCACACAAAACUUCUCUUCCAGAAUCAGACAUGAAUAAUAGGUUUGCUGACCAGGUUGUCACAUUUAUUUCCAAAUCCUUGAGAUGGAAUUCAGCAAUCAUGGACUGGAUGGCUUACCCAGGAAGCACCUCGGCGAGUCUUUUUGUUGUUUUGGCCGACAAGAAAGCGUUAGGAAUAGUGCAAACCUCCAAUCCUCCAGUUAAUUUCAAUGACACCAUUACAGAGUUUGCCUUAGCCAUUGCGAACAGCUCAAUCCCAGUGCAAGUUGAUGGAACCAAUGUGUGGCUCAAGUCAUUAGAAUCCUGUUCUGACAAAACCUGCAGUCAGCCCAGGUCCCUAGUGAUUUCUUUGAAGCCUCCAACAUUUCCAGUUCAGUCAACUACAGAAAAGCCGUCAACUACAAAAAAGCCGUCAACUACAGGAAAGCCAUCGAAUACAGGAAAGAUUUCAACUGCAGACAAUCAAUCAGUUGAGUCAACUACAGAAAAGCCAUCAACUAGAGAGGAGAAACCUUCGCCAAAGGGUAUUAAGAGUAAUGGUGGUAAGGUGGAGAAAGGAUUGUUGCUAGGUAUCGGUUGUCUUAGUAUCAUUACAUUGUGGAUGCAAGGCUAAUGAGAUGGUUAUGAUAUGCGUAGAAUUACGAUACGAUAUUUUAAAAGCAAUCAUAAAGUGCUCACAUAAUCAAUAAGUUGAACAUACUAAAAAAGAUAAAAAUGCAGAAUCUUGACUCUUCUUCAGUUACUUUCUUCCUCUUCCUCAUUCUCCUUUGCUUCUCAUUCUUCUCGUUCUCUUACCUUCAUUCUUCUUCUUCGUCAUCGUUUUCUAAAGAUUAUACUCUGAGACCAAAGCAAAUUUUUACAUUUGAAUUUUCUAAGUUAACGAAAAAUUAGUUGUAAACCCAAUCUCCACAUCCCGUGUCGUGAUCAUGAUGUAAACUAUACUUAUCAAUCCAUUGCUUUAAAUUAAUUCAUUACUAUUGUUAUAUUCAGCUGUAAAGUGAUAUUUUGGAAAUAUCAUAAUUUAGUGCUACUCAUUGUGAUAGAAAGCAAUAUUAAUCAAUUGCACAUUAUUUCAAUAAAUGAUACUUUCCAAACUAU
This is a messenger RNA of Exaiptasia diaphana, 2005 nucleotides long. RefSeq lists its product as uncharacterized. Bases 66 to 1520 code for a protein of 484 amino acids. The record is from RefSeq and is a predicted model, not a curated record. NCBI's taxonomy places the organism in Eukaryota, Metazoa, Cnidaria, Anthozoa, Actiniaria, Aiptasiidae. The transcript has 2 exons.